UUUAUAGGUCAUAAGAAAUGGAUAAGGAUUGGAUGGCGACUAAAAAUAGGUGGUCAGAGCAGUAUAAACAAGGGGUGGAAUCUUUCAUAGAAUUUGCGAUGGCGAAUUCAGGAGCACAAGAUAAGAUUCGGUGUCCAUGUAUUGAUUGUCUAAAUAGCAAAACACUUAGCAGUAAAGUUGUUAGGAUCCAUUUGAUACUAAAAGGAAUUGACUCUUCUUAUAAGACUUGGGUGUACCAUGGGGAACCUGUUCCUGCACGUCAGCCUCAAACACAAUAUGACGACUAUCACGAACACAAUGAAGGUAUUGGGGAUGAAACAGGACGGGAGGUCCCUGAGGAUGACAACCAAUUGCGUGAUAUGUUGGAACAGUCUAUUGUUGGUGGCAUUUUAGAUGAUGAUGUCGAUGGAUUGCCUAAUCUUGAGAGGGAAAAUGUGCGGAAUUUUGAGAAGCUGUUCAAUGCUGCUCAAUGUAAAGCUUAUCCUGGUUGUGUAAAGACAGUGUUAGCAUUCAUUGUUAAGAUGCUUCAUGUUAAAGUGUUUAAGAAGUUGGGCAAUGAGACGUUCGACAUGAUUAUGAAGAUUAUUAAAGAGAUGCUACCUGUAGACCGUGAGAUUGAGAGUACUAUUCCUUGGAAUAUUUAUGAUGCUAAGAAAUUCUUGAGGGAUUUGGGUUUGGAAUAUAUUCCUAUUCAUGCAUGCAAAUAUGACUGUGCACUAUUUUGGAAGGAAAAUGCAAAUUUGGAAAAUUGCCCUACAUGUAACGAGCCUAGGUACAAAGUGAACGAUGGAACGGGUAAGAAGAUACCCCACAAGAUAUUGCGGUACUUACCAUUGACUCCGAGACUACAAAGGCUAUAUUAUUGUAAGAAAACAGCUCCUGAUAUGAGAUGGCACAAAGACAAACGUGUAGAUGAUGAUGAAUUGCGUCAUCCGGCUGAUGGUCAGGAAUGGAAAGACUUCGAUGAGCAUUUUCCCGAUUUUGCUGCUGAACCGCGAAAUGUGAGGCUCGGAAUGGCUACCGAUGGUUUCAAUCCUUUUGGAAAUAUGAGUACAUCAUAUAGUAUGUGGCCUGUUAUCAUGUUGCCUUACAAUCUCCCACAUUGGAAGUGCAUGAAAGAGCCCUUUUGCUUCAUGUCGUUACUUAUUCCUGGCCCAUCGGCCAUUGGAAGAGAUAUUGAUGUUUACUUGCGCCCGUUAGUUGAUGAGUUGAAGGUGUUGUGGAAGGAUGGUGUGCGAACUUAUGAUGCCUCCACUGGACAAUAUUUUACAAUGCGUGCAUGUUUUUUAUGGACCAUCAAUGACUUACCUGCAUAUGCCAUAAUGUCUGGGUGGUCUACAAAGGGUUAUUUAGCUUGUCCCAUUUGCAACGAGGACAACUCAUCAGUUAGAUUAAGGAGUAAGAUUGGAUAUUUGGGUGCUCGUCGCUUUCUACCCGAGCACCAUAUUUGGCGAAGGAGCAAGCUCUUUAAUGGUAAAUUUGAGGAUAGGACUAGACCUUUGGAGUUGUCGGGCGAAGAAGUAUUACAACAAAUUAAUUUAGGGACAUACCCGCCAUUUGGAAAACAUCCAAAUAGGAGCAGGAAAAGAAAAAGGGAUGAGUAUGAGAACAAUUUGAAUUGGGGGAAGAAAAGCAUUUUGUUUGAGCUGCCUUACGCUCCUUUUCUCAAUCUCCGACAUAGUCUUGAUCCUAUGCACAUAGGGAAGAACAUAUGUGACAAUUUGGUGGGGACAUCUUUGGGUAUAGAUGGAAAGAACAAGGAUACGGAAAAGGCGCGGAAGGAUAUGAAGGAUCAGGAAAUACGAAAGGAGUUGCACCUAAAGAGGUGUGCAAAUGGGACAUUUGAGAAGCCCCAAGCCAUGUACACAUUGUCCCCAAAAGAGAGAGAAGGCUUUUGCGAUUUCUUAAAAUCUAUCAAGUACCCUGAUGGCUAUGCAGCAAACAUCUCUAAAUGCGUGAACACUCAAGGUGGUAAACUAUCGGGCCUCAAAAGUCAUGAUUGUCAUGUACUUUUGCAACGAAUUCUCCCGAUUGGGAUGCGUGGCUAUUUGAACAAGGAAAUUGGGACUGCGUUGUUUGAGUUUGGUAACUUCUACCAACAGUUGUGCUCAAGAACAGUGAAGCUGAGCGAUUUGGAUAAACUUCAGGAGAACAUUGUAAUUGUACUUUGCAAGCUUGAAAAGAUAUUCCCUCCCGCUUUCUUUGACGUUAUGGUACACUUAGCUAUUCACUUGCCUCGCGAGGUUAGGCUUGGAGGGCCAGUGCAAUAUCGAUGGAUGUACCCGAUUGAGAGAUUACUUGGAGUUCUGAAACGAUUUGUAACCAAUAAAGCUCGUCCCGAAGGUUCAAUUGUGGAGGCUUACAUAUCCAAAGAAUGUACAACUUUUUGUUCUAUGUAUCUCGAUGGAAUUGAGACAGUGUUUAACCGCGUAGAAAGGAAUGAUGAUGGUGGUGAGCGCACAAUGGGGUUAGCGGCAUUCAAUCAAAAUGUUCGUCCCUUCGGUCGAAUCCAAAGAGCACCUAAUGUACCUGUCAACCAACGAGACAUGGCUCAUUGGUUUGUCUUAUACAAUAGCCCUGAAGUCGAUCCUUAUCGAGAGAUACACAAGACCUUACUGGAGGGUGACAAUACCAUUGAUAUUGCAAAAAGACAACGCAAAGAGUUUUCCCAAUGGUUCAAAGGGCACAUGAAUGAAUUGCGGAACCAAGGGUCUCCAGAAGCAACUGAUGAGUUGUGGUCAUUGGCUAAUGGACCUGAUGCAUUAAUAGACACAUAUUCAGGGUGCAUUUCUAAUGGCGUUCGAUUCCAUACUAUUGAACAUGACAAUCGACAUACAAGUCAGAAUAGUGGGGUACUCGUGGAAGGGGAGCAUGAACAACAGACAAUUGACUUUUACGGCUUUUUAACCAAAGUAUGGGAGUUGAGCUAUUUGUUCAAUCAUCGAGUUGUUUUGUUUCAGUGUGAAUGGUACAAUACUGGUAGUAGUAGAACUAUGUGAGUUGAUGUGCAUUGCAAAAGCAUUGAUACAAGGACUCGAUGGUAUAAAGAUGACUCAUUCGUAUUACCAAGUCAAGUCCAACAAGUAUUCUACAUUAAAGAUACCAAGUUUGGUGAAAAUUGGAAAGUAGUAGAACGAAUUCAACGUCGAGGAAUCUGGAAUGUCCCAGAGAUGGAUAGUUUGGAAACCGGCAGUGCUCCCAAUGAAGUUUUCCAGCAGGACACAACUACUGAGAUUCCAGAAAUUGUUGUCGAAUUUCCCACUGUUACCUCUUUGUGGAGAAAUGACAUUGAACCUGCAAUUAUUAGCGAGGAUGUGGUUUUACAAUCUGAGGGUGUAGAUGAAGAAGAAGAAGAUAAUGAAGAAGAAGAAGAAGAAGAAGAAGAAGAUUAUGAUAUAGAUCCUGACAAAGAACAUUAAUGUUCCAAGAUUUGAUGUUUUUGUUCUAUGGUGGUAAACUAAGUAGUGUCUUUUGUACUUGUCUAUGGUGUGUCUUUUGAUCCUGACAUAGAGCUAGGUGUGUCUUUUGUACUUGUCUAUGGUAUCUAAGGAGUCUAAUGUGUAUAUUCAUGCUUAGGGGAUGAUAUA
Rhododendron vialii is the source of this 3587-nucleotide messenger RNA. RefSeq lists its product as uncharacterized. The coding region runs from base 18 to 2999 and encodes 993 amino acids. The record is from RefSeq and is a predicted model, not a curated record. The transcript is spliced from 4 exons. NCBI's taxonomy places the organism in Eukaryota, Viridiplantae, Streptophyta, Magnoliopsida, Ericales, Ericaceae.